Cololabis saira (Pacific saury) is the source of this 4887-nucleotide messenger RNA. RefSeq names its product GTPase IMAP family member 8-like. The record is from RefSeq and is a predicted model, not a curated record. The transcript has 5 exons. The coding region runs from base 216 to 2636 and encodes 806 amino acids. Lineage: Eukaryota; Metazoa; Chordata; Actinopteri; Beloniformes; Belonidae. Gene Ontology annotation, molecular function: GTP binding.
UGCAGGUGGUUAGAACCGGGCAGACGGUUGCAAAAGGUACACUCUCUAGUUUCCUUUCAAGAGAACUGUUUUCAAGAGAACUUCAGUCAGCUUAAAAGAAGCAUGUACAGUACGUUAGGAUUUUUUUGCUCAAAGAAGACUUUCAUUCACCCUGAACAGAGCUCAGCGAUGUUCAGUUGACAGAGGAAUUAAAAGAGAAGACAGUGGCAAUAAAAAUGGAAAACAUACAAGAAGAGGCAGAGAGUGCCACCACAUCAGAAAUCCGGGUCAUACUCAUCGGCGGGAGAUGGGCUGGGAAGAGUUCGUCUGCCAACACCAUCCUGGGGAAGGCCAGGUUUGAGUGUGGCAGAACCAGAACAACUGGGGCAGAAGUUCGGCACGAAGUGGUGGAGGGAAGGAAGCUGAGUGUGGUUGAUACUCCUGGAUGGAGAGGCUCCCUGUCCAUCGCCGAGAUUCCAGAGGGGGAAAAACUACGGUUUAAACUUCAUGCAUCCAAGUGUCUGCCUGGCCCAAAUGUUUUCCUGAUUGUUAUUCCCAUUGAUUCAGCUUUCUCUGGGGAGCUGAGGGCUACUGUCGAGGAGCAGAUGAAGCUUCUGGGGGACCGGGCUUGGCAAUUCACCAUGCUGCUCUUCACCUAUGGGGAUUUCCUAGGGGUCAAGACGAUAGAGCAGCACAUUGAGAGCGAAGGAGAGGCACUCAAAUGGGUUGUAGAGAGAUGUGAGAACAGGUACCAUGUGUUCAACAACAAGGACAAAGGUAACUCGUCCCAGGUCUCUCAACUGCUGGAGAAGAUUGAUGAGAUGGUUUGGAACAACAACAGCAGUUACUACAGAGUAGAUCGGCAUACUUUAAAAAUCAUCACAGAAAAGCAACAAGUGGUAGCCGAAAGGGCCAAAGAGAGACAGAAAAAGGCAGAGGAGCAAAGACGACACAUGGCAACGCAGAUUCCAGCAGACAUGAAGCCCAUCACAAAUCUGCAGAUGAUUCUCUUGGGUAGCCGAAGUGUUGGGAAAACUUCCGUUGGGAACACCAUCCUAGGUUUUGAGGGACAAAAAAGUGGCAAACGAACGGAGCAGUCAGUGGUUCAGAAGGGUUUUGUUGGGAAAACUGAAGUAAAGGUUGUUGACACUCCAGGAUGGUGGAAAGGCUUCCCUGAGUCAGAGACCCCACAAGUAAUCAAAGACGAAGUGAUGCGCAGCAUGUUCCUGUGCCCACCUGGGCCCCACGUCUUCCUGCUGGUGAUCGAUGCAGACGCAUGUUUCAAUGCCAAACACUUGGAUGCUGUGACAACACACAUGGAACUCCUUGGAGAAGGAGUGUGGAAACACACAAUUAUAGUUUUCACCAGAGGAGACUGGCUGGGAACACACACCAUUGAGGAGUACAUUGAAGGCGAGGGGCACGCCUUGCAGUCUCUGGUUGAAAAAUGUGGAAACAGAUAUCAUGUCCUGGCAGACACAACUGUAAAUGAGGGUUCACAAGUCACAGAGCUGCUGGAGAAAAUCACUGAGAUUGUGGCUGUAAAUGGUUGGGAUCAUUUUGUUCCAGAUGAGCAGAUAUUUGAGACCAUUGAAGAGAGACAAAGAAAAGUGGAGCAAGGAGCGAUGAUGAGGCAAAGUCAAGUCGAAGCCAAAAGGAGAUCACUCAAAGGGUUCAGAAAGAAGUUAGAAGAACUGAGGAUUGUGAUGCUUGGACAGAAGAUGUUUGGAAAGAGUCUAACAGGAAAUGUCACACUAUGUAAAAAAGUGUUUUCCACCAGUGAGCAUUGCAGAGUAGAAGUGGGGCAGGUUGCAGGCCGACUGGUCACUGUGAUUGACACUCCAGGUUGGUGGAAAGACUCCUCCUACUGCACCGAACAAACAGACAGAGAAAUUGUCCAGGGUCUGUCACUGAGCCCGUUAGGGGUGCAUGCUGUUCUGCUGGUUGUUCCAUUGGACCUGACUUUCGGAGAAACACAGCGAGUCGCUCUGGAAGAACACGUUAACCUUUUUGAUGACAAAGUCUGGAAACACACAAUGGUUCUGUUCACACAUGGGGACAAACUAGCAGAAAAGUCUGUAGAAGAGCACAUUGAGAGGAACCAUCCUGCUCUGUGCUGGUUGGUGGAAAAAUGUGACAACAAGUACCACACCAUGAACAACAUGAAGAUGUCUGAUAUGAAUCAAAUUACAGAGUUGUUUGAGAAGAUAGAAGAAAUGGUGACAGGAAACAGAGGACAGGUCUUCUGCCCCGACAUGACCACUACCAACCUGAGAAUGUAUGAGAAGAUCAGAAGAAGGCAGCUGAAGCAUGUCCUGAAGCACCGACUGGAAGAGGAGUACAGGAGGAGAGAGGUGGAGCUGAUGAGGGACUUUAGGGAAACACUAGUGGACCUGCAAACUGACAUCGGUCAAAGGGUAACAAGCACUAAACCAAAAUCCAUAGGCGAGUAUUAUGGAGAGCUUGAAAUUAAGAAGGAAGUUCAAAGGCUGGACAAAGAGAUAAUGAAAUCCUCAAACUAUCUCAGCGGCAGCAUGGAAGAUUUGAGGCCUGACUUGACAGAAGAAACUCCAGGACCAGCCAUCACUGCGUCAGAUCAGAUGAAAUCAACCAGCAAUUUUGUCCAAGUUGUAAAUUGGCUGUCUAACCUGAGCUGACCCUCAGAUUCUCUGAGACGUCAGGUCAUGGAUCAGACAUUCUGGACUAAAUGCUUGUUUGUGAAUGAGCGCUCUUCAAAUGAAUAGCUUUGUAAUGGAACUACUAAUUUGGUCCCACAACUGAUCCCUGAGGUAUACCAAAGAUGGAAAAAUGUUUUUUAUAUGAUGCAAACUUUUCUGUCUCAGUAAUAAUAUAACUUGACCAAAUACCCAUCACACAGAGACUGCAUAAAAUCCUGUGAUUGAAGAGAUUAAAGGCUGCUGUAAACAGUGAAAAAUGUGCUACCAUCACUGGUCAAAUUAGGUCAUUUCUAGCACACUGCAAUGGUAUUGACACAUGUUCAUGUGAAAAAGACUGUAUCACCACUUAGUUUUAAAAUAAUUGUUCCAAACCCGGUCUAGAAAAUAGGUAACUACAACCUCAAGUUAAUACAUUAUUCUAUUUAAUUCCUUUGCAAAAAAAACCCCAACAAAAAUCUAAAUUGUGAAAAACUAAGAAUACCCUUAGUUUUUCUAUAAAUGCCUAGUGGGAAAAAAAACAGAUGUUGCUCAUCAAAUAGAGUUAUUUAAUUAAUCAUCAGCAUGUGUGACCAGCUCAAUAAACACAGAAGUGUUAGGAAUAUAGCACUCCGGAGCAUUUAGGUGUGUUACACAAUGCUGAGGAGGAAAGACAUCAGCAGUGAUCUGAGACAAACAUUUCUUGAUGCCCAUCAAUCUGUGAAGGGUAAUCAAAGUAAUUUCUAAUGCUUUCGUUGUCCAAAGUUUUCCAAAGGUCAGACCAUGUAAUGCACAGAGCAAUGGCCAAAACAAUCACUGUAUCUCAGACUCUGCAGACUUCAGUUAGAAUGGCUGUAUUAGUUUGGAAAGGUUGCAAGGGGAAAGCCCCCUCCCUUUAAAAGGAACUUGGCACAUAGCUUGAGUUUAUUAGGUUGUAUUUGAAUGGAUUUCAAGAUUUUGGGAUGCCCAUUGCACAAAUGUGUCAAGGUGGAGAUUUGAGGCUGUAAUGUAGAGCUCCAUAUUUGUUAAAAACCGAACACAUAUUGUCAGCAGAAUUGCUGUAAAAUACAUGGGUGGAGGUGUCAUAAUUUAUUUAUUUCGAAUUAUACUGUGUUAAUAAAUCUAUAAUAACAUUAAAAUUAUAAUAUUCUAAAAGCCUGGCAGACAAAAGGGGUAUGUCAUGUAAGACAAGAAGCUUUAGCAUUUAUUUCCUAAGGAUUAACAUCAUGACAGUUGUACAAAGAUUGAAAUCAAACUUAAUUGACAUGUAUGUUUUAACAGUGAAUGUCACAUUUACCUUUACAAUUCAUGAUAAGCUUUAAACCUUUUUUUACAUUCUUACAUUGCUUUGGGCAGUAAGGGAUGGGGUAUACUUUAAAUGUAACACUCCAACAGUUAAGCUUUACUAAAUUUACUCAGGGCAGAGGAUGAUGAAGUGAAUAUGGAGACUAUUUUACUUUGAUUCAAUUUCAUGUUUUUUGUAGUUUUAUUUCCCAUUAGGGAGUUAUUAAAUGUGAAGGGAAGAUUAUGUGGAUACUGUUUUGGCUUUAUAUUCAUACAGGCCCUUCAGAUUUUAAGAUAAAAAAAACCCAACCUAUUCAUUUUUACCCUCUAAAGGAAAUAUUAAAUCUUUGUAAUUUCGUGCCCUAAUACAAAUAGAGGUUUUCCAGAAAGAAAAGACUUGACCUUACUACAAAAAUAAUCUUCUGAAGCACAGUGGUAAGAAAAUGGUGGUUGUUUUCUUUGUCACUGGGUUUUUGAGAGAAUUACAAAUACAGUAUAUCAUGUUGGUGUAUCUUCCUUAGAAAACGUCUUUUACCGCUUACUCUUGUAAUUCAAAUUAUUAAUCGACAGUCAUAUAGUAAAAUGUUUGUGUGGUUUAUCAGAUCAUGAAUGUGAUCAAUUGAUUAUUUUGUCAUUAUACUUUCAACAAAGACAGAAUGCUCCACAAAUGCAUUGAGAGAUUGUUGAAAGUGUGGCCUUAAGAAAGCUGUACACAUCUUACAAAUAAAAGCACAUCUGAUCGGUUUCCAAGUGUAUUGUGUUGCACAAUUUAUAAAGAAUGUUAAUGCCACACCUUAAUAAAGCUCUUGUUGUAUUGCAAACAUCCUGUGUGUCAAAUAUCUGAUUUGAAAAUCCUAAUAUCAGGGACACUUUCCAAACAUUAUGCAGGAAUGGUGCACACUGCGUCUGACUGUCGGGUCUGAAAAGAAAAUAUAGAUACAAGCUCAAUUUUGAUUUAAUGCCCAGCAAA